Molecule: messenger RNA, 393 nt
Organism: Staurois parvus
Lineage: Eukaryota; Metazoa; Chordata; Amphibia; Anura; Ranidae
Source: the annotation of a GenBank genome assembly
GUGUUGCCAUUGGUGGCUAGUGAUGUCAAUCAUCGGGUCCCAGCCGGUGAUUCCACGCCACCUCUCAUUGAUCGCUGGGGAAAGCUGAGAGGGGAGAGACCUGUAUAUACACAACACAGGUCUCUCCCCUGUCAGCAAGGACAUGCUGCUUUGUAUUUCUAUGCACAGCAGAGAAAUACAAAGCAGCAUGUCUCCACUGUAAAACAGCAGACAGCACACAGUUAACCCAUUGAUCUCCCCACAUGUUAACCCUUUCCUGCCCAGUGCCAUUAGUACACUGUCAGUGCUUUCUAUUAGCACUGAUCACUGUAUUGGUGUCACUGGGGAUGUCAGUGACAGUCGGUUCCCACCCAGUGUCAGAAUGCCCACCACAGUCCCACUAUAAGUCGCUGA